This is a messenger RNA of Oreochromis aureus, 6431 nucleotides long. RefSeq names its product interferon-induced very large GTPase 1-like. The transcript is spliced from 5 exons. The coding region runs from base 55 to 5658 and encodes 1867 amino acids. Lineage: Eukaryota; Metazoa; Chordata; Actinopteri; Cichliformes; Cichlidae. The record is from RefSeq and is a predicted model, not a curated record. Gene Ontology annotation, molecular function: GTP binding.
CAAACCGGAGAAAGUACGUUCUUCGCGGCUGCACUUCAUCUCAGAGCUGAUGAGAUGGACGAUCAAGAUAACACAGCGGCAGAACAAAACAAGGACAGCACAGGAGGAGAAUCUGAAAACACGUCUGAAACACCUCCCAUCAAUGAGAGAAUGGCUCCUGAUCUCACACUUGUACUGAUUGGUGACCCAGCUUCCACUGACAUCGGACCAAAGAACAUUUUACUUGACCAUGACGACCAAACAAAUGUGGAACAGUUUUCACCCAAUCUGUAUAAUCUGUGUGGUCGACACGUCUGUGUCAUUAACAUGCUGGGUCUACAAACAAAGGAAAUCCCUUUAAAUCAGGGAGUUCAUGCCUUUGUCUUACUAUUACCCAACACUCUGCAUAGCAGCCAUUACAGCUCAGGAGUGCAGUGGUUAGAGAAAGUUUUUGGGAGAGGAGCACUUUCUUAUUUAAUCACAGUGGUGACUCAUGAACCAGGUGAAACAUGUGAAAGUGCAUUAAAAGAGCUGAAAACUAACAUAGAUUUCAAUGAAAAAAGGUUCCACACAUGUACAAGAAGUAUGAUGGAUGAAAAUCAGGUAGCAAAUUUGUUAGAAAAAAUAAACGUCAUGGUCUCUGAAAAUGAUCCCCAAAGCUACACUGGACUGGUGUGUGCUGAAGAUAAAGACCAAGAAGGACACCUUGAGGACAAAUACCACGAAGAAGAAAGGAAAGACUCAGAGUUAAAGACAAAUAAAACAGGAACCGCAGAUGAGGAGGUGAGUGUAAAGGAGAACAUCAGUGGAAACAAGGAGCAACCAGUGAAGGUUUCUGAAGAAAUCAAAAAGAAGAGGUCAUGUCAAAAACAAACUGAGACACUGCUUGGCAGACUUCACCUUCAAGACAAAUUUCAACAUAAGUUUCCACCAGCAGAUUUUCUUCAGAUACAUCUACGUGUGAAACAGCACCAUGUUACAUCUGAGAAAGAUCUAGCUCAGACAUUUCUCCACAGGCUGAUGAUGUUAGACUACAGAGUCAGAUACAUUCCUGUAAAAUCAGAUAGUCAGACAGAGGGGAACCAUCCAAAACCUGUUCAGGUGAUUGACAUAACUGAGGAAGAUUUCAGUAAUCUGGGGGCUUUAUUAAGAAUGGGUGCAGGCACACAUCAGUCAGAACAGACUCAUUUGCAUCCAAUGGACGUUCAGAUGGCAGUAUUUCACUGCUCAGACAGCUUCCUUAAACAGAUGAUGAUUACAAAGCUCUCUCAGUGUCAGUAUGCCUUACCUUUGCUUGUUCCCGACCCAGUCACUAUGGAGAUCGAGUGUCCUCUGUGGACUUUCAGACAAAUAACAAAAACCUGGAAGGUAACUGAAAUCAAAGAUGGCUCAAACAUCGUCACUAUGAAGAGUGUUCCAGUGUACAAAGCUCAGACACCCUUGGUGUCAUUUUUCCGCCUGGGUUCUCUGUCAGUGUCUAAAUCUCAGCUGAUCAACACUUUGAUCAACGACCGUCACAACACCUUCUUCCACAGGAACUGUCCAGGAAGCACCAAGUCUCGAUAUCUGAUGGAUGGUGUGGCAGAGAUUGCCUGGUACUGUCCUGCUGGAAAACCCAAUGAUAUCUUCAAUGACUGCAUUGCUUUUUGUAAUCUUCAUGGUGAUGCUCUAUUGACUGAAAGACAGUGCAACAUACUGAUUGAAAAAUCUUCCAUCAAUAUUAUUCUUUUUCCUUCUCUGCAGAAACAUGAAGAAAGUCAAUCACUUAUAUCAGCUCUUUUUAAAUCUCGCAAACCUCUCAUUUGUCUCUGUGUUGAUGACUGUGAUGUUGUAAAGACAACAACUGGACAAUACAUCAUAGGUCUCAAGGACAGAAGCCAGUCAGAGGUAUCUGAAGAACUGAAACAAAUCAUUAGAGAAUUUUUAUCUGUAGAUGGUUCCAGUUUGAAACCAUGCUUCCAGCUUGAAACCAUGGCUGAGCUCUCUGGAAUCAGAGUGGAUGAAAGUGACCCAGCCUGUCAAAGAGGGAAAUCUGCUGCUAUGAUAAUAAUGGAUUUGAUUAAAAAGAAUAACAUGGAUGUCUCAAAGCUCAAAGAUGAAUUCCUUCCUUAUCGAGGUGAUCUGUGGCAUCAGUGGAGCAAAAUACACAAAGAACUGUAUAAUCUCAGAGGAGACAUUGAAAAUGAGAAAAGUAAAAAGCAACAACAACUGAUGAACAUACGUCAGAAGCAAUGUGAUGCUUCCUGCAGUAAACUGAUGGAGUUGUUCAUUGAAAGCCUCUCAUCAUUGCCACUGACAGACAAACAGUAUUUUCUUAAAUGGAUUCAGAUAUUAAUAGAUGAUCUCUCCACAGAUGAGCUUUCCUCAGUUCUCCAAAGUUAUGAUAAAAAAUGGUCUGAGGUCUUGGCUCUGAAGAACAAAUGCAAUAAAUCAGAUCUGUUGUUAAUAAAACAAACUGAGCUUGAAGACAUUUCUAGGAAACUGCAGUCUGCAACUUUUGGUUUGGAGCACAUCUUCAGAGAAAUGGGACAGAUCUAUGAAGCUCAUAGAGCAAUAGAAGGAGAGAGCAGACACACUGACUGGUCUAAAUACCCUGAGCUGGCUGCACAGCUGAUGAUAUCAGGACACCCGAUGGAGCUGAUGGAUGGUGAUGCAGGUCACGUGCCUUUAACAUGGAUCUCCAGCCUUUUAGAGGAAGUCAUCAAGAAGCUGGGGGACCAGAGAGUUUUUGUGUUGUCAGUUUUGGGCAUACAAAGCAGUGGAAAAUCAACAAUGCUGAACACCAUGUUUGGAUUGCAGUUUGCAGUGAGUGCAGGCAGGUGCACCAAAGGUGCCUUCAUGCAGCUGCUCAAAGUAUCAGAGGAGAUGAAGAAAGACUUGAAGUUUGACUAUCUUCUAGUGGUGGACACUGAAGGACUGCGUGCUCUUGAGCUGGAAGGUAACAUCACACUUCACCAUGACAAUGAACUGGCAACAUUUGUUGUUGGUCUGGGAAACAUGACACUGAUCAACAUCUUUGGAGAGAAUCCAUCUGAGAUGCAGGACAUCCUGCAGAUUGUUGUUCAGGCUUUCAUGAGGAUGAAGAAAGUUCAACUUUCUCCCAGUUGUGUGUUUGUUCACCAGAAUGUUACAGAUGUUGCAGCAGCAGAGAAAAACAUGGAUGGAAAGAGACGCCUGCAGGAAAAACUGGACCAGAUGGCCAAACUAGCAGCUGAAGAAGAGUUUUGCGAUGCAGAGUGCUUCAGUGAUGUCAUCGAGUUUGAUGUCCGAAAAGAUGUGAAAUACUGUGCCCAGCUAUGGGAGGGCAGUCCACCCAUGGCUCCUCCUAAUCCAGGUUACAGUGAGAGCAUCCAAGAAGUGAAGAACACCAUCCUCUCUAAAGCUUCACAGUCUGCUGGGAUCACUCUCACACAAUUCAAAUACAAAAUUCAGGACCUGUGGAGUGCCCUCCUCAAUGAAAACUUUGUUUUCAGUUUUAAAAACACACUUGAAAUUGCAGCGUACAGAAAACUGGAGUCCCAAUAUGGAAACUGGACCUGGGACCUCAGGAGCAACAUGUUGACCAUUGAAAAUCAGCUUUAUAACAGAAUUGAAAAUGGAAAUCUUGACAAGGUGGAGCUGAGUUAUCUUAAUAAAGAAUCAAACAAAACAUAUGAAACUAUAGCAAAAGAAAUGACAACAUACUUUGAAGAUAAAAGAGAGAAAGAAAUCUUGGCUCAGUGGAGAGGCCGAUUUGAAACCAAAAUCAAAGAGUUUCAUGAUGAUCAGGUGAGCACGGUGAAAAGAAAACUGGAUGAAGUUAUUCAACAGAAGAAGGCUUGUGAAAAGCUGGAUGAUAAGAAGAAAGAGUUUGAGGACAAGCUGCUUCAAAGGAGCAAAGAGCUCGCUCAGCAGCUGAAGGAUAAGGCCAAAGAUGAAGAAGAGCUUAACAAACAGUUCCGCUCUGUUUGGAGUGACUUGGUCACUGAAAUAACAGCAGAUACUAAACCUAUUGAAGACAUCGACCUGGAAGAGGAUAUGUUUGCUAUUCUUCAGGAACUUGGUUUUGAGUGGCCUCUGAUAAAUGAAUGCAAACAAAAUGGCAGAUACAAGAAAAUAUCAAGGCUUGGAGAUUAUUCGGAUUAUGUCAUCCUUCCAAAGAAAGGAAAUCUCUCUGACACAAGUGAACCAGGUCCAGCUAUUAAGGAGGAUGACAAUGCUUCAAGACGUGUCACAAAGUUUUGGCAAUGUAUUAAAAAAUCUUUUGGACACAAUUCAAAAACAAAACAAAGAAAACAUAAAUCACACAGUGCUUUAUCUUAUGGUGAACAGCAACAGAUCAGACUGCUUAUUGACAAAGCUGACAAACAGUCACUUGGUGCAAUUAAAGACAAACCUGUAGCUACAAGAGGCUACACACAAACUCACUUGCAUGAAGUGGCCAAAAAUGUAAAAGAGGAAGUGAAGAAUUUUUCAAGGACAUAUACUUUGAAGAAGGAGUUUACAGUGGAUCUCAUACUGUAUGUGUUUGACAGAGCAGAGAGUUGGCUUCUAGACUCCCAGGAGAAAUUUAAAAUGAACACAGAUGCACUCACUUAUUUAGAAAGCAAGAAAACACAGUUUCACACAGUCUUUAGAAGCUUUUGUAAAGGAAACUCAUCUGCUGUUGUGCUCGCAGAAUUGAUCUGUGAAAAGCUGAAAGCUUCCACUGUUGAGGCUGUCUGUAACAGGACUGCCAUUGGUCUGGCUGGAGAGAUGAGGUGUAAUUUCCCAGCAUUCAAUGGGAACAGGCUGAACUUGGAGAAACAUGUGCUGAAGUCACUCGCUGAGAAUGAAAACUUUAAUGAUUUCAUCAACUACAUCAGAAAUCCAAGGAAACAAACAGAAGCUUUUAUAAAAGCACAAGUAAAGAAAUACAUCUUCAGAGAUCACAAAGAUGAAACUGUGAAUGUACUCAAGAAUAAUGUUGAUGAUGUCAACUCACUUGUGAGUCGAGCUUUAUCUACAGCAACACAGAAAGUUCAAACUCAGAGAGGAAACAUAAACAUGUGGCUGAAGGAAUUUUCUAGUUUGCUAAAAGAUGAGUUAACUCUUGACAUAAUUUCUUCUCAAAACUUCAGUGACAUCAAUGAUUUUGAGUUUCUGAAGGACGAGAUAAAGGAAAUAUUUACAUCCAUCAUUGAUCAGAUGAGCAGCUUCUCACUGGACAAACUGAAUAAAUCCAGGCUGAAGCCUGAUGAAAUCCUCAUUGAUCAGCUGUGUAAGUGUUGCUGGGUAAAAUGUCCCUUCUGUGCAGCUGUUUGUACUAACACCAUUGAAGAUCACAGUCCUAAUGACCACAACGUCCCUUUUCAUCGACCCUCUGCAAUCAAUGGAUGGCACUACCGAGGCACAGUGGAAUUCAGCAUCAAUUUCUGCACAACAAAUGUUGCAAGUGAUCGCAGUUUUUAUCCUCGUCAUGAUUCAGAGGAAACUGUUCCCUAUAAACGGUACAGAACUGCUGGUCCAGAGUAUGCUAACUGGAGAAUCACCCCUGAUGAGUCUAAACUGGCAUACUGGAAAUGGUUUGUGUGUCGAUUUCAAAAGAAUCUGGAAAAGCACUACAAUUUAAAAUUCCAGGGCAGAGGAGAGAUUCCCAGUGAGUGGAAAACAAUCUCUAAAAAUGAAGCCAUUAAAAGUCUGGAUGAAAUGUGUGUCUAAGUCAAAGAAUCAAAACCCUUCAGUUUUGAUUUCACAUCAUAACUCAUUACUCAAAUGCUAACAGAAUGGAUUUUAGUGACAUAAACAAAACUGCAAGACCUGCAGAAAUGACAGCAUUACUACCUGAAAAGAGAAACAGUGUGUGAGAUUAGACUGUUUUUCUAUGUAAUAAUGUCUUAAAUUUAAAAUUAACUCUUAUUGAAAUGUUAUUUUACAAUACAAAAAACUUUCUGUGGAGAUUACACUGAAACAAAUCAAGUUAUUACACACACACACACACACACACAUACAUAUAUAUAUAUAUAUAUAUAUAUAUAUGUAUAUAUUUUGUUCAAAGUUGCUAUAGGAUAUAUAAAUGAUAUUUCUUCAUUCUUUUUUAGUCUUUCAUAUAGUCAAGUAGUAUAUUACCAGUCAUCUGAAUUUGCCUCAUAUUGAUUUUUCUGUAAUGUAUUUUUGUCGUUUUCUUAUAUUAUGUUGAAAUUAUGAUAGCUGCCAGUUCAUCAGUUUAUUACAGUUUAUAAACUUAUAUACAUGAGAAUUCAUUCAGAUAUUUAAAAGUCGUUUGUUUUGUUUACUUGGUUCUAAUACAUUUUUAAACAGUUAUCCAGAUUGAGUUUAAUUUGAUUAGACUUUUAUUCAGAAUUUUACACUGUUUUACCCCAUUUUAUCCUGAAUAGUGUCCUAACUAUUGUUUUCAGUAACAAAAUUUUAGUCUAUUGAUGAACAUUGGUUUUAUUAGUAGUCAGAUGUGUUACAUUAAAAUAAAAUCUUUG